This is a messenger RNA of Cynara cardunculus var. scolymus (artichoke), 1465 nucleotides long. Its product is annotated as fructose-bisphosphate aldolase 1, chloroplastic. Gene Ontology annotation, biological process: fructose 1,6-bisphosphate metabolic process; glycolytic process. The transcript has 6 exons. The record is from RefSeq and is a predicted model, not a curated record. Gene Ontology annotation, cellular component: cytosol. Bases 26 to 1225 code for a protein of 399 amino acids. Gene Ontology annotation, molecular function: fructose-bisphosphate aldolase activity. Lineage: Eukaryota; Viridiplantae; Streptophyta; Magnoliopsida; Asterales; Asteraceae.
AAUUCAAAAGGAUAAAAAGUCAGUCAUGGCAUCUGCAUCUCUCUUUAAGCCAUCCCCAUCCACCAUUCUUGAUAAGUCUGAAUGGGUUAAGGGUGGUCAGACCCUUCGCCAGCCACCCGUCUCCAUCGUCCGGUUCAGCUCGGCCGCACCCGCUGUAUCCACCAUCCGUGCGAGUUCGUACGCCGAUGAGCUCGUCAAAACUGCGAAAACUGUAGCCUCGCCUGGCCGAGGAAUUCUGGCCAUGGAUGAGUCCAACGCCACUUGUGGAAAGCGGUUAGCUUCGAUCGGUCUAGAGAAUACCGAGGCUAACCGUCAGGCUUACCGAACCCUCCUAGUCAGUGCACCAGGUCUCGGCAACUACAUCUCGGGUGCCAUCCUUUUCGAGGAGACUUUGUACCAAUCCACAGUCGAUGGCAAGAAGAUUGUCGAUGUCCUAGUGGAGCAGGGGAUCAUCCCCGGUAUCAAGGUCGACAAGGGUCUAGUUCCGUUAACUGGUUCAAACGAUGAGUCAUGGUGCCAAGGUCUUGACGGACUCGCCUCCCGUUCGGCUGCUUACUACCAACAGGGUGCUCGUUUUGCCAAAUGGCGCACCGUUGUGAGCAUCCCGAAUGGCCCAUCAGCACUUGCGGUCAAGGAAGCGGCAUGGGGUCUGGCUCGUUAUGCUGCUAUUUCUCAGGACAACGGUCUGGUCCCGAUUGUUGAGCCCGAGAUCUUGCUCGACGGAGAGCACGGAAUCGACAGGACCUUCGAGGUUGCACAGCAGGUGUGGGCCGAAGUUUUCUUCAACCUUGCUGAAAACAACGUGUUGUUCGAAGGCAUUCUCCUAAAACCGAGCAUGGUUACACCCGGAGCUGAUUGCAAAGAGCGAGCCACUCCUCAACAGGUGUCUGAUUACACUCUGAAGCUUCUCCAUAGAAGAAUCCCACCUUCAGUUCCUGGAAUCAUGUUUUUGUCCGGUGGUCAAUCUGAGGUGGAGGCUACGCUCAACUUGAACGCAAUGAACCAAAGCCCGAACCCAUGGCAUGUCUCGUUUUCAUAUGCACGUGCCCUUCAGAACACGUGCCUUAAGACAUGGGGAGGCAGGCCCGAGAAUGUGAAGGCGGCUCAGGACGCUCUGCUUCUGAGAGCUAGUGCCAACUCUCUGGCUCAGCUCGGGAAAUACACCGGUGAGGGUGAGUCCGAGGAGGCCAAGAAGGGAAUGUUCGUCAAGGGCUAUGUGUACUAAGUUUAAAGGCGGAAGGGUUAGGUGUAGAACACUGAAGAAAUUAUGAAUUUGUGUCAAUUGUCUCUACUCUCUAGCCCAUGGAGACUGCUGCUACUUUUGUUCAUAGCAUCUACUUCUAGCAACUCUAUAAAUUUUCUUGCUAUUCAUAAUAUUGAGAUGGAAUCAUGAAUUCUUAUAUCUUGUAGUUUCAAGACAAAUCUAUAAGACGAGUUUUCCUAAUAACUCGACAAAUGGUUGAAA